Molecule: messenger RNA, 1808 nt
Organism: Aegilops tauschii subsp. strangulata
Lineage: Eukaryota; Viridiplantae; Streptophyta; Magnoliopsida; Poales; Poaceae
Source: RefSeq, a predicted model, not a curated record
GUUAAAUCUCAGUCGACUGAUUUUUAGCAGGCCCGUUAUUAAAUUGUAUUUCACAACUGACUUUCUCUUUUUUUUUUUACUCUGUGCUAUCUGAAAAUAAUUGGAUAAAAGAAACACACAAGUUGCUCCAUUGGUCCAACCAAAUCAAUUAUAUAUGCUUCCACUCCAAAGGUAUUGCUAAUUAAGUCAUUUUGGUCACCUAUAUGCUAGUUUUUAUAUGAAAUGGAAUUAAACCCUAGCAACUCAGUUUAUUGGCCGAUCUGUUUUUUUGCCAUGUGCACAUGCUGGUAACCAGCUCAUAUGUGUAUACAGUUCAAAACAGGGUGCUACUUGGGAUCUUGAAACUAGUUACACCGUGGCAUGGUUUAAGUCAGUUACGAAGCUGGUCCGAGGGAUUAGGACUGAACCUGAACAUAUGGCUCUAAAAUGUUUAACCUAGAACCUGAGACACUAGCAUGGUGAUUUUGACAUUUUACACAACCUGAAGCUAGUUUUCUAGCUUCUGUUCUAUUCUGGCAACCUGAACUCUAGAGCUACAGAUAUUUGGUAAACGACCAUGCGUACAACAGGAUGACAACCUGAACUCUUCGCGCGCCGCGCGUCUUCGGCCCUGGACGAAGGCCUGCAUCUGGCGGCGGCUGCGUCUGGCCAGGCGCAGGCAAGCCGGGGCGGCGGCCCCGGGCUCGGCGGCGGCGCUGUUUCCUCCUCUCCCUCGGCUCGGGAGAGUGGGGGGCGGCGCUGAGGCUGGCCAUCGUCGAUCUGGUGCGGCGCAUCUGGAUCUCGCGGUGGAGGCUCUCCGGCGGGCUGCGGCGGCGACUCUCCGGUGUUCGGCGGCCGGCGGUGCGCGCGGGUUGCCUGGGGUCCCCUCCCUCGGCCGGGGGAGCUGCGGUGGUGGCGGCGUGCCGCAGCUCUUGGAUGGCGACGCGGCGGCGCCGCGACGGGUGUGUGGUGGUCUGCCGGUCUUCGGUUGCAGCGGGCGGUGCUGCGGCGCGUUUCGGCUGCAGGUGUUCUGUCCUGCGUCUUCGGCGACGCUGGACUCUGCGGUGGUGGGGCUGCCAUGCUCUCCACUGCAGCGAGGAGGGAGGAUGGCGGCGCGGCGGCGCCGUUCUUGGAGCAAAUCAAGAUGUUAGGCGUCUGAAGGGCACAAGCAUUUUCAGUAUGCCUAAACUGAUAGUAGCAGAUAUGUGGUUACCUCACAUAAGCAAGUCAUACAUACGAUGUGCGGCGAGGAGGAGCAACAGCAGCAGAGGAGGAAGGAGACGGCGACGAGUGAGAAGCCGCUGCUGGGUCGGCGCCAUGGAUGCUGGCUUGAGCUCUGCAAGUGGCAAGUGGGAGGGGUUUGCAAGGGUUCUACCUAUAGGCGAGAGAGAGAGAGAGAGAUCCAGGAGGAGUUGUCGCUUAUGUAAUAAUGCAGUGAUACCAGUGCAGCGCAGACAGCCGACAGAGGAAGCAGAGCAAGGUGCAGUGUAGGUAGCUAGCUAGCUACCACGGAGACCAUGCCUCUGUGCUUCUUGAUUACACCACUGACCACCCAGCCCAGCCAGCAUCGCAUGUCCCUCUCUCACAUUCAGCCGCAGUGUCUCUCCCCUCCCGUGACCAUCACACAAUAUUAUUACUACCACCCAGCAGCACACAAGGUACAAAGGAUGGAUGGUCACUUUUGGUCGGUCCCACACACACAGAGGCAAGCACACUAGUAGUAGUACAUCCUUCACUCACUCACCGCCAGUUUUUUAUCUUGAAUUUCUAUCCCUGAAUGUGAAUCAGUUAUACACAGAAUGAGUGAUAAUAGGGAUGACAUACAUAAA